This is a messenger RNA of Antechinus flavipes (yellow-footed antechinus), 2156 nucleotides long. RefSeq names its product transmembrane protein 86A (gene TMEM86A). Lineage: Eukaryota; Metazoa; Chordata; Mammalia; Dasyuromorphia; Dasyuridae. The record is from RefSeq and is a predicted model, not a curated record. Gene Ontology annotation, cellular component: membrane. The transcript has 3 exons. Bases 210 to 932 code for a protein of 240 amino acids.
GUCAUGGGGCUCUCUAAGAGAUCCCCGAACGCCGGCGGUUCGGGCUGCAUUGUCCCUCACGUUGUUCCAGACUUACGUUGCUGUCUGGUUCCUCGGCUCCGUGUCACGUCGGGGUCAGGACCAGAGUCGAAGCCCAAGCCCGGGCCGGGGCGCAGCCGCAGCCGGCAGCGGGGGCCGCUGCCCCUUGUGGGCCUGCCACCGCCGUCAACAUGGUGUCCCCGGUCACUGUGGUAAAGAGUGAAGGGCCUAAGCUGGUCCCUUUCUUCAAGGCCACUUGCAUCUACUUUGUGCUGUGGCUGCCAACUUCCAACCCUUCCUGGUUCAGUGCGCUCAUCAAAUGCCUGCCCAUCUUCUGCCUCUGGCUGUUCCUGCUGGCACACGGACUUGGCUUCCUGCUUGCCAACCCCAGCGCCACCCGAAUCUUCGCAGGGCUCGUCUUCUCUGCAGUGGGUGAUGCCUUUCUCAUCUGGCAGGACCAGGGCUACUUCGUGCAUGGACUGCUGAUGUUUGCAAUAACCCACAUACUAUAUGCCUCAGCCUUUGGCAUGAAGCCCCUAGCCCUGCAGAGAGGCCUAGUGAUGGCGGUGCUUUCUGGACUCUGCUACGCCCUCCUCUACCCCUGCCUGUCGGGCCCUUACAUCUACCUGGUGGGAAUCUACGAGGCACUCAUCAGCUUCAUGGGCUGGAGGGCCGUGGCGGGCCUGCGACUGGCCGGGGCACACUGGCGCUGGACAGAACUGGCUGCGGGCAGCGGAGCCCUUUUCUUCAUCAUCUCCGACUUGACCAUUGCCAUCAACAAGUUCUGCUUCCCUGUCCCCUACUCUCGAGCCAUCAUCAUGGCCACCUAUUAUGCUGCACAGAUGCUCAUUGCGCUCUCUGUUGUAGAGAGCCGAGACCUGGGUGGAGACUUGGGAUUGAGCAAGGUGGACUGAGCUGGGCAGGGGGCCAGGGUCUGUGGCAGCCCAACCCCCUCUCGCCCACUUCCCCCCUCCCUUUUCCCAGCAGAGGGUCCCAGGUCCCAGGGUUUUCUGGAAUGGGGCAGAAUAUCUGGAGCUUCAUCCUUGAACUGUGACAGGUGCUGAAAUGGAGCUGGAAGGUGAUCUUUACCAGCACAGGCUUUGGAGGGGAGGCCAAGAAUUGGGGAUUGGAUGAAUAGAGACAGAUGGCUCUAGAUAGUGUUCUGGAGAGGGAGGAGAAUCAGGGAUCCCUCUCCUCCUUGGGCCUGUUGGAAGCCUCUGAGGGUUUCAGUCCCUUUGUUCUCUUCUCUAGAAUAGGACAGAAGAAGGGCAAGACAAUUCUGUCUCCUGGUCAGCAUAGGUGACUUGGGAUGCAUGGGGACAGAUGGAAAGGCGGGGCCUUCCGGACAUCACCCCACCUCUUCUGCCUAUACUGGUAUUCUUCAGUGCAGAAUUCCUGGAGAAGGAUUCUGUGCUAAGAGGUGGCUGGGGAUGGUGCUACCCUCCCCCAAUUUUAGGCCAUUCAUGAGAAGGUGUCAGGCUUCUUAAUGCUGGCAGCCCUCAGGCUUCUUCCUUUAUACUUGAAAAAGUUAUUGGGGGAGGACCCUCAGUCUGGGAAAGGAGUGUGCUCUGGCCUGAAUUCCUCCUGGUGCUUUUUCAAGGUUGCUCUCCCUUCAGCUAGGUUCCCUACUCUUACAACUCUGAGCCACCCUCUCCUCCUUGGAGAAGCUGACAGCCCAUCUAUCUUCUCAGGUUGGACCUCAGGAACUUCCCUUUCUGAUGCUGUAGGCCUGGUGGUCUGUGUCAGCUCAUGUGGGGAAGGGACAGCAGCCAAAGGAAGGGGAGCUUUUUAUUCCUUCAGGGUUCCCUGUGCGAGGACCCCUCUUUUUGGAUCUGUUUCUGUCUCUUGACUUGGAUGACAACACUAGAAGUUCUUUUUCUCCAGGCUGAGCCCAAGCUGUAAUCUGGGUCAGAGGGCUUGGAACUCCUUUCAUUGCUUUCUAUUUCCCUAUCCAAGCCCCCAAAAGUUUUCCUCUCUGCCUUUCUUGGAGGCUGAUGGGGUACUAUGUUCUAGUGGCCAUAAGGAAUCUUGUUACUAAGGCACAUUCAAUGCAAACUGGCAGAGAAGGGUGGGAUGGGUUCUGGCUCCAUUGUAUGGAAAACAAUAAAACCAGGGGCCUUGUGUCCAUCCUGCUCUGA